Molecule: messenger RNA, 744 nt
Organism: Mycotypha africana
Lineage: Eukaryota; Fungi; Mucoromycota; Mucoromycetes; Mucorales; Mycotyphaceae
Exons: 1
Coding region: 1-744 (247 amino acids)
Molecular function (GO): oxidoreductase activity, acting on paired donors, with incorporation or reduction of molecular oxygen; L-ascorbic acid binding; iron ion binding
Source: RefSeq, a predicted model, not a curated record
AUGCCCACUGCCACUACUUUCGAUCUAUUUGAAGAAAUAACUGUUGAAGAGCAACAAGAAUUAGACAAUAGAAAAAAACAAUUUAAUGUCGAUAUUGAAAAACAGAUCGCUGCUUUGCCAGCAGAUCCAAAGCAACGAUCGAUGAGUGAAAAUCGCUUCAUUUUUAAUCACGUCCGUGAGGAAAAGUUUGCACGACCUGGUCAGCACCGUCAAUUACUUUCACGACAAGAAUGUCAACAUGUCCUUGACGUGUGCAGAGCUCAGAAAGCCGAUAGCCAUCAGUGGACGACCGAUCGUCAUUCCGCUUUUCCUACUACUGACAUUCCCGUCCGUCAUGAUGACCAGUUACGCCACUUGGAAGAUCUUGUAAAGACACGUUUAUUUGAUGAACUUGCCGACCAUUAUGGAUUCAAGGCGUCCGACCUGGCAUUUCGAGAUAUUUUCUUGGUAAAAUACUCGGCUUGUGCUCAAAGGGGCUUGAAACUGCAUACAGACGGAUGUUUGUUUUCCAUUACGUUACUCAUCAGUCAUGAAGAUGAUUUUGAAGGCGGAGGCACUUAUUUCAAAAACAUGGAUGACAUUGUUUAUUUGAAGCAAGGGGAUUGCGCUUAUCAUGAUGCCCAUGUCUUACAUAGUGGCGUGGAUAUAACGAAAGGAGAAAGAUAUAUCUUGGUUGGAUUUAUAGAUACUGUUGACACCGUGUCAAAGGAUGAAAAAAUGAAUAAACAAACGUUGAGAAGGUAA